UCAGUAGCCGGAGUUCCGCGUGUCCGGAACUGUAGAUAAUAUUGGACGUUUAUGUGUAAUAUGAUGGAAAAUCGAGGAGUUUUAUCGAUUAUAUUUGACUUGGAUAACACGCUGGUCGAUACAGCUGGCGCAGGACGAAUUGCCAUUCAGAAGGUAUAUGAGCUGCUGAAGUCAACACAUGUUCAGGAAAACCACAUCUCAGACAUCUGUAAUUGCUUUUUACGAAAGCUUCUUCAUGAAUCGUUUGACCCAUCAGAAGGAAAAACAAUAGAUGAUGUCAGGAUCCAUCACUGGUAUGAAGCCCUACAGGAGACACAGGGCACAGAUCCUGAUCCAGAUCUGGCCAGCAGCUGCUACUACAUGUGGAAGAACACACGUUUACAGGUGCUGACUCUGUCUCCUGAGGUUAGAUCUCUCCUGGAAGAACUGCAGAAAAAUUACAAACUGCUUCUGCUCACCAACGGCGAUACUCAGACGCAGUGGGAGAAGAUCGAAGCGGUGAGAUGCGAGGAUCUCUUUAGUGUGGUGGUAGUCGGAGGAGAUCAUCCUGAGCAGAAACCGGCGUGCUCCAUCUUCACUCGCUGCUUCGAGUCUGCGGGAGUUCGGCCACAGGACUGCAUCAUGGUGGGAGAUUCACUCAGUGCAGACAUCCAGGGAGGCAUUAAUGCAGGAGUGCGGGCAACCGUAUGGAUAAACAGUGACUGUAAAUCUCUCCCGCAGGGCUCCGUGACUCCAGACUACACUGUACCUAGUGUGCUCAAUCUGAAUGAUGUUCUAGCUGAACUGAUGUUGAAAUGAUGUCUACAUAUGUGGACCUAAAGAUUAGACCUUUUUAGAUUAGUUUUUUGUUUUGUUUUUUUAAAGAAAAAUGAGAUGACUUAUGUCAGGUAAUUGUCUGGUAAAAAGGGAUAGUUCACCCAAAAAUGAAAAUCCAUGUUCAAUACUCACUCUCAUGUCAUUCCAAACCCAUAAGACUUUCAUUCAUCUUUGGAACACAAAUGAAGAUCAUUUAAAUGAAAUCUGAGAUAUUUCUCUCUCCAUUGAAAUUAUUCACCUAAGAGUCUGACGUUUCAAAAUGUUCAUAAGGAGAUUGUAAAAGAAAUCCAUAUGAAUCAAGCAGUUCAAUCCAAGUUCUCUGAAGAGACACAAUCGUUUUAUUUGAUGAACAUAUUUAAUUUAGGCUUUUGUUCAUGAUUGAAACAUUGAUCAGUGAACAUAAACAGAAGCUCAACUGUAAUUCCAACAUGGCAGACCUUUAUCUUUAUAACCUCAUAACUGGACAAUUUAAGUUGUGGAAUAAAUUAAUCAUGGGUGAUGUGUUUUUAGGUAUAUGCGUUCAGCAGUGUUGGGUGUAAGUAAUUACUAAUAAUCUAAUUGCUGUAAUUUAAUUACUUUACUUUUUCAAGGGAAAAAUAAGGGAUAACUUAAUUUUUUUUUCUGUAAUUUAAUUACAGUUACUUCUGAUGUAAUUGCAUUAAAUACUGUAUAGACUAUAGAAGAAUUCUAUUUGAAUACUUUGGUCAGUUCAAGAAUAAUGUAUGCAGUUAUAUACUGUUUAUUUAAAAGAAUCAAAAGUGCAGUUUCAUGUCUAUCCUUGUAUUAUUCAACUGGUCAAGGUUGAUAUGUAAUUAGUAAUAAGUAAUCUAAUGACACUGUGAUGAUGUAAUUAGUAGCUACUAAUUAAUUCCUUUUUUAGAGUAACUUUCUUAACACUGGCGGUAAUCAUGCGAGCAGAUGGAGAAAACAAUGACUAUUCCACCGAUGCUCAGUUUGUGCAGUAGAGCUUGCGUGGGAUCAUGAUUGUUGAACGUUGUAUUAAAUUACAUAACACGACAAGAA
Molecule: messenger RNA, 1839 nt
Organism: Megalobrama amblycephala (Wuchang bream)
Lineage: Eukaryota; Metazoa; Chordata; Actinopteri; Cypriniformes; Xenocyprididae
Product: N-acetylneuraminic acid phosphatase
Exons: 2
Coding region: 52-798 (248 amino acids)
Molecular function (GO): hydrolase activity
Source: RefSeq, a predicted model, not a curated record